Messenger RNA from Topomyia yanbarensis, 1503 nucleotides. RefSeq names its product transcription factor IIIA-like. Gene Ontology annotation, cellular component: chromosome. The transcript has 2 exons. The coding region runs from base 114 to 1376 and encodes 420 amino acids. Lineage: Eukaryota; Metazoa; Arthropoda; Insecta; Diptera; Culicidae. Gene Ontology annotation, biological process: regulation of transcription by RNA polymerase II. Gene Ontology annotation, molecular function: chromatin insulator sequence binding; metal ion binding. The record is from RefSeq and is a predicted model, not a curated record.
UUUAAACAGCACGCGCCAUUUCUCGCAAUAAACAAAUUGAGUUUUUUAUUCAAUCAUUGGAAUUUUAAACAAUACUAUCGUGUACAUUGUAGUGUAACAAAGCUAAUCAGACUAUGGUAAGUGAGGCGGAAUCCACCGAUACCGAUCAGGGUCCGCUAGCAGCCAGCCAACCGUCGGAACCCGAGUUCCGAGGAUUCGAUUUGCAGGAAACCGACGGUGUGCAACUACAAACCGAAGACAAACUACCGGAAACACCCACUGUUACGGCCGCCUCAAUUUUCAACUGCGAAGAAUGCGGUUUAACCUUUCGAAAGCGGGAUCACUUCGAUCGCCAUCGGUUUGGACAUACCGGAGUGAGAGAAUACCGCUGUUCGGUACAGGGAUGCUUAAAAGAAUACACAAACCGGACUCACUUAAACCGUCACAUUCGGGCGAACCACACGGAAAAACUGCCGCAACCGGGAGAUCCCAUUCGCUGUAAACAUCCCGGCUGCACGAAGAAUUUUUCAACCGAACAAAGUAUGCGUCGUCACUACGAAUUGAAACACAUUUUGGGCAAGUCCUGGUCCUGUCCGGAUUGCGGUGAACGUUUCUGGCGAAAGUUGCAACUGAAGCAGCACUCGUUCAAACACACCGGACAGUAUCCGCACAGGUGCAGCAUCUGCCAGAAGGGUUUCAUGAAUCUGAAAUCGUUUCGAAAUCAUCGCUCGAAUCAUGCUCUGCACAAGUGUGAUUCCUGUACGGCUGAGUUUACCCGCUGGACGGAUUUGGUAGCUCAUCGGAAGUUGCAACAUGCGACCCUGUAUCAGUGCGAUAUAUGUCAGGGAAAGUUUCCUUCUAAGAAGAAUCUGAAAGCGCACAUCAAGAUACACUUGGAAAGCCAGGAAGUGUUCCAAUGUCCGCACGAAGGAUGUCCCAAGUUUUACGACUAUGAACGUAAUUUAGUAGCGCACAUUCGAUCGAAACAUGAAGGGUCUAGAAAAUUUGUUUGUCCCGUGCCGGACUGUGGUCGAUCAUUGUCAACGAGACAGAAGCUUGAUCAGCACCGUCGAAUGCACGAAUCUGCUGCGAGAAGUGUCCCCCGUAUGAAGAUCCCGAGUGGGAAGCCCGCCGGAAAACAACGGAAAGACAGCGGUUUACCAAAGCGUUCCAGUGCUGCUCGGUUGGCGAACGUUGAACUGGAUCCACGGGCGGAAAAAAUUCUGAUCGAACAGAGUCCGGACCGGAGGCCACCGGUUCAGUUCGAGUGUUCUAUUGCGCUGGAUUCGGCGUCCGAGUCGGAGCAGGAAAUGAGCGGAAAGGUUGGUGAGAUCAUUCAGGGUCAGCUGGCGAAGAUUCAGGAGCAGAUUCGGUUGCUGCAGGAGCAAACUCAGUGAAGAGUGGUGAUCAAUUGGGGGGGAUGGGAAUAGUAUUAUUUUACAGCAAUGAAUUAAGGUUCCAUUAUGAAAGUUAUGAAUUUUGUAUACACCAAAGAAUUGUUUGAAAUAAAAUGUAUUUAUUGAA